This is a messenger RNA of Camarhynchus parvulus, 590 nucleotides long. RefSeq names its product family with sequence similarity 167 member B (gene FAM167B). The transcript is spliced from 2 exons. Bases 34 to 570 code for a protein of 178 amino acids. NCBI's taxonomy places the organism in Eukaryota, Metazoa, Chordata, Aves, Passeriformes, Thraupidae. The record is from RefSeq and is a predicted model, not a curated record.
AGCUUUUUGGGACCCGCUCUGCUUCGUCCCACCAUGGCUCUCAGCCAGCUGAAAUUCAAGGAACUGGGCGAGGAGGAGCCCACCUGGGAGCAGGAGAACCUGGAGAGCCUGAAGGCGCUGGCGGCCAAGCUGAAGCUGCAGACGCGCAGACCCUCGUACCUGGAGUGGGAGGCGCGGGUGAGGGGGCAGCGCUGGGGCACCCCCGGGGCGCUGCAGAGCCCCCCGCAGCCCCGGCAGCCGCAGCCUGGGGGCGUCUGUGGCUUUGCCACCGUGGAGGCGGCUCUGGAGUGGCUCAGGACGGAGCUGCGGGAGAUGCAGGCCCUGGACCAGCGGCUGGCGCAGCAGCUGAUGCGGCUGCGGGCGCGGCUGCACCGGCUGAAGGUGGAGCAGGCCUGCCACCAGCACAAGGAGAUGCUGGACGACGCCACCUUCGGCCUCGAGGGCUGCGAGGAAGACUCGGAUCUGCUGUGCACCAUCCCCCCCAAGGCCGCCUUCCUGCUCUCCACGCCGCUCAAGCACAUCGGGGUCACCCGCAUGAACAUCAACUCCCGCCGCUUCUCGCUGUGCUGAGCCCGCCCCGCCCGGGGCAC